Messenger RNA from Mycotypha africana, 1292 nucleotides. RefSeq names its product PQ loop repeat-domain-containing protein. The record is from RefSeq and is a predicted model, not a curated record. NCBI's taxonomy places the organism in Eukaryota, Fungi, Mucoromycota, Mucoromycetes, Mucorales, Mycotyphaceae. The transcript has 7 exons. Bases 1 to 1044 code for a protein of 347 amino acids. Gene Ontology annotation, molecular function: L-cystine transmembrane transporter activity. Gene Ontology annotation, biological process: L-cystine transport. Gene Ontology annotation, cellular component: vacuolar membrane.
AUGCUUAUAGCAGCCACAAGAAGAAGAAGAACAACAACAACAACAACAAAUGCAACAACAACAUCUAUAAGUGCUUGGGAUGUGGUUUCUGAGUUAUUAGGCUGGUCCUAUUUCUUUGUUUGGUCAAUAAGUUUAUACCCUCAAAUUUAUCUGAAUUGGAAAAGAAAAAGUGUCAAAGGUCUAUCCAUUGAUUACUUGUUCUACCAUUGGCUUGGAUUUUUAUGUUACUCUGUGUACAAUCUGGCUUUCUUUUCGAAUGGCCAAAUUAGAGAUGAAUAUCGACAAAGAUAUCCGAAUAGUGAGAGUAAUCUCGUUCGAUUGAAUGAUGUUGUUUUCUCAAUUCAUGGCUUGGCUUUAUCGACGUUAUUACUCUUACAAACAUGCAUUUAUAAGAAGCAAUCCAAUCAAAAGAUUUCCUCGUUUGCUGCUUCCUUUGUGUGGCUCACCAUGAUAGGAAGUGUGCUUGUCGUUGCCAUUAUCCAUUAUGGAGGAUUUAUAUGGCUCGAUUUCAUGUAUUAUUUGAGUAGUGUAGAUAUGGUCUUGACAUUUAUCAAAUACUUACCACAGGCUUGGUUAAACUAUAAAAGAAAAUCCACAAGUGGAUGGAGCAUACAAUAUAUUCUAUGGGACUUGACAGGUGGUUUAUUGUCUAUCCUACAAUUACUCCUUGAUGCUUCUAUAGAUGGUGAUUUUUGGUCUGGUAUCGCGGGCGAUAACGUCAAGUUGGGUCUUGGCUUACUCGCUGUUUUGUAUGACGGGUUUUUCCUUCUUCAGCAUUAUGUAUUAUAUCCACGCCACUCUCAUCACCACCCAUUGUCAAGUCAUACGGACGAAGAAAGAAGAGGACUUUUGGGCGAAGGACACGUCUGCAUUGAAGACGAUGAAUACGAAGAGGAGGAAGGAGGGGCUUAUUUCACAACGGAUGAUGAUUUAAGUACGGACGACGACGAAGCAUCCUCGCUGUAUAACAGAGGAUCACGAAAACAAAAACGAAAUACUUGCCGACACGAUGACAGACGAAUCCAUUAUGGGACAACCUCAUGAAAACCAUAGCAGAUAUAUAAAUAUACAUAUUGGAUGGCUUGAAAAGAUAUGUCAAAUUAGAAUGGAGAUACAUAGAUCACCGUGUAAUAAUAAAUAAGAAUAUAUGUUAUAAGAGCGGGGGGGUUUUUUUUAAAAAAAAAAAAAAAAGAUGGACAUUUCUUUAAGAAAAGAAGCCGGUUCUAACGAUGUAUAAAAGACGUAUGAGUUGCUGUAAACGGUGACUCACAUUAUCAUCCUCCUAAUACUUU